AAUGAGCCAGAAUGAAAUUUUCUCCCCUUUUUUUCUCUUUUUCUUAAUCUUGUUUGGGUAAUUGGGUGUUCAUUGAUUCGUUUGUAGGUUGUUAGGCCACAAAUCAAAAGGAAAAGAUUGUUUUCUUCUCUGGUAAAGGACUCCCAGUCCCCUGGAGCUGUAAAUGAAAUCAGAUGAGAUGAUGCCAAAACCUGAGCCAGACCCCUUAAGUGUUCCUUUAUUAGAUCAUAUAGAAAUUAAAGGUAAACAAGAACAGAAGACAGUAACGGAUGGAACAUCAGCAGCAGCUCCCCAAUCUCCUCCCUUGUCAAACGAUGAAAUCAACCUUGAAUCGGGUGAGGAAAUCUCAGAAAAAGCUGGUUGGAAAAGGAGGGUCGUUGCAGAGCCAAAGGAACAGCUAUGGCUAGCUGGUCCUCUUAUUGGGGUUAGCAUAUUACAAUACUGUCUGCAAAUAAUUUCUAUCAUGUUCGUUGGUCACCUUGGUGAGCUUCCUCUAUCUGGUGCUUCAAUGGCUAUUUCUUUCGCUUCAGUUUCUGGUUUUAGUUUGUUGUUAGGAAUGGGAAGUGCAUUGGAGACAUUGUGUGGUCAAGCAUACGGAGCAAAACAGUAUCAUAUGCUGGGGAUUCAUAUGCAGAGGGCAAUUUUAGUCCUUUUAGUCGUUAGUAUUCCCCUUGCUUUCAUCUGGUUCUACACAAGCCAAAUUCUUGAAGCCUUUGGGCAAGAUGUUGAAAUAUCGAUAGAAGCAGGGAAGUUUACUUGUUGGUUGAUCCCAAGUCUUUUUGCUCAUGGAAUCAUUCAAUGUAUGAUCAGAUUCUUACAAGCCCAAAACAUUGUCUUUCCUAUGAUGAUAACUUCUGGAAUUACAGCUCUACUCCACAUCCUCAUUUGUUGGCUUUUAGUAUACAAAUCUAGUUUUGGCAUGAGAGGUGCAGCUUUGGCAAUCUCCAUCUCCUAUUGGAUCAAUGUGUUGCUUUUAGCAUUUUACAUCAAAUUAUCUCCUACUUGCAAGAUGACUUGGAGUGGAUUUUCAAAGAAAGCAUUGCAUGAUAUUUUCAAUUUUCUAAAACUUGCUAUUCCUUCAGCUAGUAUGAUCUGCUUAGAAUAUUGGUCUUUUGAGAUGGUAGUUCUCCUAUCUGGUCUCCUUCCUAAUCCAAAGCUGGAGACAUCAGUGUUGUCGAUAAGCCUGAACACAUGUUGGAUGGUCUAUACAAUCUCUGUUGGUUUAGGUGGUGCUGUGAGUACGAGGGUCUCAAAUGAACUAGGGGCAGGACAAGCACAAAGGGCACGCUUAGCAGUAUAUGUUGUGACUGCGAUUGCUUUGACAGAGGGUGUGACAGUAGCAACCAUUACUUUUUCGGUUCGUGGUGUUUGGGGCAGAUUAUACAGUAAUGAAGAAGAAGUGAUCAAAUAUGUGUCAUCCAUGAUGCUAUUACUUGGAGUAUCUAACUUCUUGGAUGGACUCCAGUGUGUGGUUUCAGGUGCUGCAAGAGGGUGUGGAUGGCAAAAUACCUGUUCAGUUAUCAAUGUUAUAGCUUAUUAUGUUGUGGGCAUUCCUUUAGCUGUCCUGUUUGCUUUUGUCUUGCAUAUUGGAGGAAAGGGUCUUUGGCUGGGUAUCAUAUGUGCACUCCUUACACAACUAGUGUUGCUUGUUCUCCUAAAUCUGCAUACUAAUUGGGAGGAAGAGGCAAGGAAAGCUAAAGACAGGGUUGACAAUAAUGGCGUCCCCACCAUUGAUAAGGCGUCAUAGAGUUGGGCUUAUCAAGAUGUUCAAGGUCUUACGAGGUCUGGGCCUGGGUAUGAUGUAUUGGUAGUUUGGGCCCAACCCAUCAAUUAAAGGGCGUUUUUAGCUCAUGAGGUAUAAAAUAUUUGAUCAUUUGAGAUAGAAGAAAUCACAUUGAUUUGAAUUGUAUUAUGUAGAGCAAAAAGAUUUGGAAGAAAAAAAAGGAGAGAAUAAAUUCAUUUGCUCUCCCCCCACAAAAGAAAAUUUACUAUUUUUAGAUGUCAUAUUUGUUUUGUUCUACUUAUCAAUUACCAACGGGUAGAAAGAUUGGAGCAUUCUCUGUGGGAUAAAGCAAGCCAAAGCUGAUGGAUGGGAGGUGAAAGAGAUCUGGAGUGAUGCAGAGGAGUUGGGAACCCUACUCUCCGAUAACAAUACCAAAUGGUGGCUUUGGAGUGCCAUAUCUCUUUUCUUGGAUGUUUAUAACUCUUUGUUGAUACCAAACUUUUGACUCAAGCCUACAAACGAA
Molecule: messenger RNA, 2246 nt
Organism: Macadamia integrifolia
Lineage: Eukaryota; Viridiplantae; Streptophyta; Magnoliopsida; Proteales; Proteaceae
Product: protein DETOXIFICATION 16-like
Exons: 8
Coding region: 164-1747 (527 amino acids)
Biological process (GO): xenobiotic detoxification by transmembrane export across the plasma membrane
Cellular component (GO): membrane
Molecular function (GO): xenobiotic transmembrane transporter activity; antiporter activity
Source: RefSeq, a predicted model, not a curated record